GGAGGAGAGAUGGUUCUUCCCUGGAACGAAACCUGCACAUUCCUGACCCAGGCUGAAAUAGAUGAAGCUGCCCACCAUGUCUCUGAGGCACGAGCUGCAUCUAGAGGUUCUUUGGAAUCUUGUCCUUCAUCUCUUGUACCGGAUGGCGCCAUUGAUGAAUGCAAAGAAUCCCACUGAGCCACAAAACAUGAAGGGAAGUCAGCCUCCAAGACGGAUACCUUCCGUUCAAAGGGCCUGAUGGCAACUGUGUGCCGUCAUGAUAUUCCCCUCUUCCUAUGUGACAUGUGCACUCUGGGCGAAUGGCAACACUUCUCAGUUGCCAUGCUCAUUGCACUCAGCUGCCAACUCCCCUCAAAUGCCACCACUGGACUGAUGUAUGACGUUGGGUGCAUUCUUGAUCAAUCCGUGGCCAAGUAUAAUCUUAUCCCUGAAAUUGCCCCCAGAUUAAGCAUCGCAGUUUCAGUCUUCCAUGCUUAUGCCCAUCAAUUCUGUUGUCAAAUCGCGUUCCACCCAUGGAAACACAACGGGUUUGGGAAGUCAAACGGGUUUGGGAAUGAGCGGUUAUGGUCCUCAAUGGUUGACAUGAUAGCACCUGAACACAUGAUGAGUGUGAGUCCCAACAUGCCCUAUACCGUUCGCUCCACAAGCCCGGUCUGA
This is a messenger RNA of Cantharellus anzutake, 657 nucleotides long. RefSeq lists its product as uncharacterized. The record is from RefSeq and is a predicted model, not a curated record. Lineage: Eukaryota; Fungi; Basidiomycota; Agaricomycetes; Cantharellales; Hydnaceae. The transcript has 2 exons. The coding region runs from base 238 to 657 and encodes 139 amino acids.